ACAUUUAGGCUGCCAGUCCACCGGAGCGGAGUGAAGCAGCGGAGCCGAAAAACUGACUAAUACGGAGUGGAGUUGCGUACUGUGUUUGUCCACCGGAGUGGAGCGAGGCUGCGGAGCGAAGUGAGAGAGUAAUACGGAGCGGAGUUGCUGUGUUUUUACUGUGUUGCGACGAGUGAUUUCGAGCUCCGCCCCGUUUCCCCGCUCCGCUUACUGGUUUUAUAUGAAUUUUUAAACUAUCUCACAACCUUAAGAGGAGCGUAGAUUUUGUGCAAUUCCAUUGGUUAAUAUUUCUCUGUCUCUCGGCUCCGCUGGCUCGCUCCGCUACGGUGGACUGGCAGCCUUAGACUUGUGUAGCCUAAAGUUGACUCUCAGAGACAUUUACCUACCUACGUGUGUUUUGCAACCCGAAAAAUAUAUCUUUCACCUACUUCCAUCCAGCCACCAUAGAUUGCACUUAUUGUAAUUACCUUAUAUAGCUAUACGUGUGUAUAUGGCUGGGUAAAGGAAGUCAUCAUUUUGUGCAAUUGGUAACAGACGACCUAGAAGGACAGGUCAACGACGAGACAAUGCCGACAUUGUUGAGUUAAUUGUCAAUAAUACUUAUGGCAUUAGCCUAAAUAUUUCGAAUAAAGUCAAUAGAUGAAGUGAUUACUACUAGAUUUGUAAACGAUGGCGCUGUUUAAGAGGUAGGUAUCCUAAUUUAAGUGAGGUCAGGCGCGAGAAUGAAUAGAAAUAGCAAAAACCGUAUCGCAAAGUUCUGCUAAAUUUAGAUGGGCGGCCAGUGUUCGGCGUGCCGCUCCACUCGAGACGCGCGCGACCUCGAAUGUACGGCGCGCGAGUUGACAAUACAUGCCUGAAACUAUACAAUUUACUUAGAUUUACUACAGAAUUAAAAAAAUGGAGCUUUAUGUUACGAUCAAGUGAUUGAAAAUAACAGCUUUCGGCCACUAUGGUGUACGGUUUGACGUGAACUAGUUGUGGAUUGCGACCCUUGCAGUUUACUCAUCGUUACGACAGUCCGGGUAAUGAACGGCGACGUGCAGGGAGAGGCGCCGCGCCCUCGCCCACUCUCUGCAGGGAUUUGGACGCUCUUUUCAUGGUUGCGACGUACAGACCGAUCUUCUUCAAGCGAGAGCGUCUCUAGUGUAGGAUCAGACCGCACUGUCGCCAGUUUCGACUUCUUAGCGCCGCUUAACUAUAAAAACACCAACACGCCUCUUGUGCUCCCUUCGUGUCCUUUAACAGAUACUUAUAAACAAAGAUUGCACGAGCGUAACUUGCGAAGACAACACGACCGUGACAUUACUUUACGUCGAAAAUACGGACUUUUCAGGGAGGAAGGAUUGGGAUACGACGCUUUCAGUCUGCCAGCAGCACGUAGGAUACAGAAAGAUACUGUUUUAAGGCAAGACAGGGGGCGACGCGCAACGAGUGAGAGUACUCGCCGAUCUGCAUACGUCCCUGGAAAACGUCGUGCUCCAUUACCACCUACAGUCGUUAUUUCUGCUACUUUACCUAGAACCUAUAAAAGAAAGAGACCUGCACCAAAACCGCCGGCCAAAGUAUCUGAAGAAAACAAAGAAAACGUGCAAAUUAGUAAUAUAAUGCAAAUGAACUCGACAGCUGAAAUUAGUAAAAACGCGCGUAGCAAAGAUAUAACAAUAACAACAGCAAAUAAAACUGAAAAACAUUCAAAACUUGAAAUAAAAGAAAUUAAGUUGCGAACAGAUAAGAGCUUUCUUAAACAAAUUUUCGAGAGUAAGAAAAGGAAUUCCGCUAUAGAUUCAAGCCGAAUUAAAUAUCUACCGAGCAUCAGUGAGUUGGAUAAGCAAGCAGCCGAAAUAAUAGAGGCGAAUAAGGCAUUACGAGCUUCUGAACAAAGUGACAGUUUCAUGGGCAAUGGCUCCAGAUCCACUGAGGAAACUUGGAUUUGCACCACUUGUUUGAGAAAAUAUAAACCUGUUGUUACAUGUUGUAUAUAUUGUGUAAUUCAAGAGAGCUCGAACAACAACAAAAAUAGGAAAAGCGUCCCUAACAAUGCAUCGAAUACAUGUACACAAACAGACGAAAAUGGUCUUAAGUCAAAUCGAGAGAACGGAAAUGAUGAUAAGAAGAAACUGAGAGAAAUGCUUAAAGAAAUGAAAGAUUCUUUACCUAAAAGGCCAAAACACAAUAAAAAAUAUCCCGGCGAUGAUAGAGUUGCUAUCGUUAAACCAACAGAAACGCCAACUCUUCGGAUAGGUUCCACUAUCGAUGAUAAAGUUAAAGGUAGUUUUAUAAAUACUAAUACUCUUGAAGACAAACGCGGGCUUUUGGACUUCAAAAAUAAAGCCAAAGAAUCCUUUCUCACGUCACAACCUUCAUCAUCAAAAGAUUUUCCUAUAAGUGAUACCAGUAAAGUUGCAUACCCGCCGUAUUUCAUUGCCUCUGGUAAUACGUCUCAUAACAUAUCCACAUCGCAAGUUCAAGUACAAUCAAUAAAGGAAUCGCUCGAAGGUAAAAAGCUUUUAAAAUCAAACAAUCCUAAAAUUAAUUCAGCGGUAAAUAAUAAGAAACCGGGGGAGUUUUUAAACGCUAAUUUGAAAGUAACCAACGCAAUUCCUGACUUAGGAAAUAUUAACAAAUGCGAUUCGUCUACACCUAAGAAUGAUAAAAAUAUACAUGAAAAAAAAGAGGAUACAUCAAGUGGUUUUAAUGGAGUAGCAAAGCAAACUUUUAAAGAUAGCAAAGAAAUAUCUACUGUAAAUUUAAUACCACUGGCGAUUAAUUGCACCAUUUUCGAAAAAGAAGCGGAACUUCCAAAAAAGGAUGAAUAUAUAAAUGCUUCAAAAAUAUCUGAUCAAAGAAAUAGUAAUCAGACAACUGUAUUGCAAUUUAAAAAAUGUGAUACUGCUGCUUCCGGGACCAAAGAUAAUAUUGAAAGAAUUCAGUUAGGUAAUGUAUUUUCGUCAAAAGUAGCGAAUAUUAAUGAUACAGAACAUGCUAUAACUUCGAACAACACCAGGAACACGCCUUUAAAAAUAUCAUCGUUACUGAAUCCGCUGUAUUCUCCUAAAUAUAAAGCAACGAAUGAUAAAGUUGCCGACUGCAAUUUAGGCAAUGUUUUAAUAACGCCAGCUACAAAAAUGGAAAGUAACAAAAAAGAGAAAACCUCAGUGAAUCAACCAAAAAUACAACAGACUAAUACAGUGUCUACAACAAUAAACGUGCAGUCUCCAAGUACAUCGAAUACAAAACUUUUGCAUGAAGCUAUUCAAAAAUCAGACGCUUCAACAGAGAAAACACCUCGUGUAAAAAUUUUAGACCACCAUGAUAGGCGUAGGAAUUUGAUCAACCAACUGGAACAAGCAAUAUCAAAAGGAGAUGAACAAUUAGCAGCGGACGCUGCUGCUAAACUAGCUAAACUUAAAUUGGCAUGCUCUGUCUUAUCGUUUUCUUCACAAAUCAUUGCAGAGGCUAUCUUAAACAAGACGGAAAUCUUAGAAGAUGACAUCGCAAGUGAAGAAAAUAACGUGCAUCAAAAUUCUGCGUCAAAUAUAAGAGUUGAUUCAUUGGAGGUGCAAGAAAAAGUUAUAAAAGAUAAAGAGAAACAAGUAAACCAAAAGCCUACAAGUACAGUCCGUAAAGAAAUAAAUAUCUCGUCCGAGGCUAGCACGUCAACAUCUAGCCAAAUCGCAAAUGACGAAAUUCCAAUAGAAGUAUGGAUUGAGGACAUAGAAGCAGCGAGAGGUCCGAUACCAUUGUAUAUUUCAAGAAAAGCGAGAAUGGGAAAACUUAAACGGCAAGUUGAAACUUCGUUGGGUUUAGCAAUUCCCUUGCAACGUUGGAUUGUUGGAAGAACUCUUUGCAUUGAUGAUAAUACACCACUGGUUGCUUUGGCUGGACCCGAUCUUAAAGCGCCAUUUUAUUUAUGUUUGGUUGAAUCUGAAACAAAUAAGGACAACUCACCGCUCAAAGACACUAAAGUGGAGUUGAACGAAAUAAAUAACACUACAUCAGGGGAAUUUUACACAGAAUUAAUUAAAUUGGAACAGCAAGCUUUCGUGCCAAAUGCUGAACAAUUCGAAUGUGGUGUUUGUAUCGAGAAAUGCGCUGUGGGUGCUGGUGUCGUGUUGCGUGAAUGCAUACACACGUUUUGUAGAGAAUGUCUUGUCGAUGUGAUCCGGCACUGUGAAGAGCCGGUUGUAGCUUGCCCCGCCAUCCAGUGCCCUGGGGCGUUGCAAGAACGGGAAAUACGUGCCAUCCUCACUACUGAAGAGUAUGAGCGCUGGUUGGCACGAGGCUUGGCCGCUGCGGAGAGCGGGACUAGAAACACAUUUCACUGUCGCACGCAUGAUUGUAAGGGCUGGGCUUUUUGUGAGCCUGGAGCUCGAAGAUUCCCAUGUCCAGUCUGCAAAUACACAAAUUGUGUACCAUGCCAGGCUGUCCACGAAGGCGAAACCUGUGAACAAUAUCAAGUAAAAUUGCGCAACGCUGUGUCGGAUGCAGAGUCAAAUCAAAACGAUGAGGGCACUCAGGCUUUACUAAAAUCGCUUAUAUCUCGAGGCGAGGCUCUCGAGUGUCCUGAAUGCAGUGCUAUUAUUACUAAGAAAUGGGGUUGUGACUGGAUCAAAUGUUCUGCUUGUAAAACGGAGAUAUGCUGGGUAACCAGGGGGCGUCGGUGGGGCCCAGGCGGAAAAGGGGACACAAGCGGUGGAUGUAGAUGCGGUGUGGAUGGAAAACGUUGCCAUCCCUCCUGCGGCUACUGCCAUUAGAUUAUUUUAUUAAUAACUAAGUUUAUAAUAUGGGGAAUAGGGUGGAAUAGUCCUUACAGAGGACUGAUUACCCACCCUGGCAAUGGAAGAUGUCCCCUCAUUAAAUAUAUAUCUAAGUUCAUAAAGCACAUCAUUGCACACCAUAAAACUAUAAACAUCCAGAGUUCACAAACAUACUCAUUUUUGCUUUCAUUCUAGUCUAGGUCAUUGACACAAAUGAACUGAUAAUAGUGCAGGUCCAUUUCACACAAAUUAAAAAAAACUAAAUUAGCACAGCCUUAAAACAAUGCUGUCCUUUUAUACAAAGAACAGUAAAUAGCACUAUUGUUGGUGCCAUUUUUGUCUGUCCAGUCCAUACACAGGUAAAAAUAAGUCUCAUCAUGCAAGUUAAGUUAGUGAGAUUAUUUAAAUAUGUACCUAUUUUGAGACCUUUUUAUGUGUCUAAAACAGAAUUGCUAUUUAUAUUGUAUUAGCCGAUUUUUUUGUGUGUAUAUAAUAUUAUUAUGCUAUUAAAUUCGUAAAUUUCUGUUACUAUGUACACUGCAAACUGUGGUUUUGGCUAAUAAACAACACAGGCCCAAGUACAGAAGAAGAGAUGGAGAAAUGUACACUAUGAGCGAUCAUAUUAUGAACUGGAAAUGUUACCAUUGUAGUCAACUGUAAUACUAUUUUUUAUUAACUUAAGUAAAAUUAAAAUAGUAAAUAAAUUUUAUUGGCAGA
Pararge aegeria (speckled wood butterfly) is the source of this 5474-nucleotide messenger RNA. RefSeq lists its product as uncharacterized. The transcript has 5 exons. The record is from RefSeq and is a predicted model, not a curated record. Lineage: Eukaryota; Metazoa; Arthropoda; Insecta; Lepidoptera; Nymphalidae. Gene Ontology annotation, molecular function: ubiquitin-protein transferase activity; ubiquitin binding. Gene Ontology annotation, biological process: proteasome-mediated ubiquitin-dependent protein catabolic process; protein linear polyubiquitination. The coding region runs from base 1026 to 4754 and encodes 1242 amino acids. Gene Ontology annotation, cellular component: LUBAC complex.